GUUUGUCAAAUUAUGAUUAAUCGAUUCCCGCAUUUGUUCUUUUAUGUUCUUUCUUUUUUCUUUUUUUAAUACUUACAAUUGCAGUUUAAAAAUGCCUCGCUACGAUGAUCGUUAUAGUAACACUCGCCUCUAUGUUGGCCGCAUCUCUUCACGAACGCGAGCACGUGAUUUAGAACGUCUCUUUAGUCGUUACGGGAGGUUUCUGGGAUUUUGCCAAACCUGGAGGCCUAUGGUGAGAGGGUCGGCCUUGGUCGAAUUGGUGGGAAUUCUUGCGCUGUUUAGAGGGACCCAUUGGCGAUUCUUUUUGUAGUAUUAUUCCGUGUUUUAGUGGAAAUGGAAACAAUCUCAAACUGGUGUUUAGUUCAUCUAUGAGCGGGUGAAGUAUGAUACACUUGCAGUACUUAACUACUGAUGGCCUUUAUGUUUCUGGCAACCGUUUCCGCAGAAUACGUGAAGUGGAUAUGAAGCGUGAUUAUGCCUUUGUUGAAUUUAGUGAUCCCCGAGAUGCUGAUGAUGCAAGAUAUAGAUUGGAUGGUCGGGACUUCGAUGGAAGUCGAAUUAUUGUUGAGUUUGUAAGGGGGGUACAACGAGGUUCUCGAGAAUAUCUUGGCAGAGUUCCCCCUUCUAGAUCUGGUUGCUGCUUUAAUUGUGGCAUUGAUGGCCAUUGGGCCCGAGAUUGCAAAGCUGGGGACUGGAAGAAAAAAUGUUUUCGUUGUGGAGAAAGAGGUCACAUAGAACGAAUUUGCAAGAACAGUCCUCAAAAUCUGAGAUGUGGCCGGAGUUAUUCUCGAUCACCAGUUAGAUCCCGCCCUCUUCGUCGUGGCAGAAGCAAGAGUCGAAGUUACAGCCGAGGCCAGAGCUACUCUCGUUCAAGAUCUCCAGCAAGGAGAGAGCAAAGUCUUGAGCGUGUUCAUAGAUCACAGAGCCCCGAGUCCGAGAACAACCCACAUCUCUCCAAGGGGAGGAGUCUCAGUCCAAUCCCUUCUCCACAAAAUGGGAACCUGGCUUCUCUGCAAGAUGAAGCUGCUUACGGAGGUAGUCCCCUGGAAGUAAGGAGCCCUGCUAAUCCUGAUAGAGAUGAGAGUCCUGUCAGAAGGCAGUCCCGAAGUCCUUCCGACGCCAAUGGUCCCAGCCAAAUUCCCAGUCCAAGGGACAACAAUAGUCCAAUCAGUGGUGACUACGAUGACCCACUCACACCUAGGGACUACCAUAAUCCAAUCAACGGUGACGACGAAGACCCACUUACACCUAGCGGAAGCGAGUGACCUUAAA
Molecule: messenger RNA, 1272 nt
Organism: Hibiscus syriacus
Lineage: Eukaryota; Viridiplantae; Streptophyta; Magnoliopsida; Malvales; Malvaceae
Product: serine/arginine-rich splicing factor RS2Z32-like
Exons: 6
Coding region: 384-1265 (293 amino acids)
Biological process (GO): mRNA splicing, via spliceosome
Cellular component (GO): nuclear speck
Molecular function (GO): zinc ion binding; mRNA binding
Source: RefSeq, a predicted model, not a curated record